Molecule: messenger RNA, 432 nt
Organism: Trichoderma gamsii
Lineage: Eukaryota; Fungi; Ascomycota; Sordariomycetes; Hypocreales; Hypocreaceae
Exons: 2
Coding region: 1-432 (143 amino acids)
Source: RefSeq, a predicted model, not a curated record
AUGACCAAACAAUUACGACAAGCCAGCCCGCCUGUGGACGAGUCCAUAUCAAAACAUAAACACUCUUGCGAUGCGCCCCCAACCAUUCCUCACAAUGAGCCAACGACUCCAGCUGCACGAGCAAGAACCGCGUUUGUAGAUGCAUUUUAUGCAUAUGGCAAAGACAAAAUCCGCCCGGUAUACAUUACUAUCAUUGCUCAGGUCCUGGCCUAUCCUUUCUGCAAGGUCGGAGGAUGUUCAAACUGUAGCGGUCUAGCUCUUUGUGUAACGACCUUUUCAUCAAUGGUUCAUUUUGCGGCGAUAAGUUACGCUGAAUUUCGCGACAAUCCAAAAGAGCACGUCGGUCGCAAUCUCAUUCUGCUGAGCUUAAUGCUUUGCUCAUUUUGCGUUUUUUUUGUCGCCUAUUCUAAAACUAAAUGUGUACCUAGCUAG